Messenger RNA from Notodromas monacha, 2303 nucleotides. NCBI's taxonomy places the organism in Eukaryota, Metazoa, Arthropoda, Ostracoda, Podocopida, Cyprididae. The record is from the annotation of a GenBank genome assembly.
GAUCAGAAAUGGCGUGGAAGAACCCUGGUUCCAGUUUGAUGACCAUUACGAUUUCGAUUUCCAAGAAACCCGGGUUUAUCCUGAAGAAAAGAAAAUUUUGCCAGGCGACAUCUUCAUACUUGAAUGCACCUUGGACUCCACAGCAAGGACAGGAGUGACAACAGGGGGCUGGGGCACAGAUGAUGAAAUGUGUCUGGCGUUUUUGUCCUAUUAUCCAAGGUCGGAUCUCAUGCGGUGUUUCACUUUCUUUGACUUUGACUUGAUGCAGGCCCAAAUGGGCUUUCCUGACCUGUUUGCUGAUGGAAACUCCCUCACCUGGAUGGUCGACCAGAACACUACCUGGAAAGAAUACCUAAAUAAUAAGUACGCCCCGUGGAGCCAGGAAACUGUUGACAUGUUCCAGCAAAUUGCCGCUCUGCAAAUAAGCCAGUCCUUUGGUUUCUGCCUCAAUGAGGGCAGUAACGUCAUUGAGGAUGCAGAAAGCAUUUCUGGAUACCCAGAUAUGCAGGAAUAUGAACCCCCACCAAGGGAUUGUCCAACGAAAAAAUCCCCGGGUUCUCAAGAGCAGUGCGAGGAAAUGUCAAAUUUAUAUUUUGUUUUCCUGGUGAUCGCUGUUACUGCUACUACAUCUCAUGCGUUGCCCGGGGCAUCCUCAAGCAGUGUUAAUCAUAAGAAUCGUGUAGAUGUCGCUGCUGUGAGACCAAAACAAGAUGACACGCAAUGGACACGACAUGCAGUCUUGGACAAAAUCAAAGAUGGCAAGAUCCACUUGUUUUGGAAUUAUGACAAGGAACAGCAAGAGCUUUUGUUUGAAGUUCAAGCACAGGUCACUGGUUGGGUUGGAGUGGGUUUCAGUCCUAAUGGUGGCAUGAGUGGAGCAGACAUUGUCACAUGUUGGGACAGACAUGCAAAUCAACCUGGUCUGCCUACACUGGAUGCAUCACAAGACUACACUUUGAUCUCAGCCACAGAAAAUGGGACCCAUACAAUUUGCAGAUUCUCAAGAAAGGUUGACACCUGUGACUUGGAUCAGGACUAUUUCAUCCAAUCUGACACAGUCAGAGUCAUUUAUGCUUUUGGAGAAACUGAUCCAGAAGGUGAUGAUCCAUUUUACCAUCAGGGAAACAGAGGAACUGCAUCCAUAUACCUUCUUGAUCCUCCACCAAGUAUAGUUUCUGUUUUAUUGGACUUCCUGGAAUAUCCCCUUGGUAGAGCAGCUGCUCCCAAGGAUGCUUUUAACUAUGUCCUGGCCCCCAACAGAUGUCAUCAGACCAAAGGAAAUGGGAGUUUUGGAGCUUGGGAUGUCAGUCACUCCAAUUCAGGAGAUCCUUCUCAACAAGGGAGACGAAUGAAGCUGAGGCUGGUCAGAAAUGGAAUUGAAGAACCCUGGUUCCAGUAUGACGACCACUAUGACUUUGAGUACCAGGAAUUUCGGGUUUUCCCAGAGGAGAAAAAGCUGAUCCCUGGAGACAUUCUCAUCCUGGAAUGUACCAUGGACUCCACGGGAAAGACUGGAGUGACAUCUGGUGGUUGGGGAACCGAUGAUGAGAUGUGUCUCGCGUUUUUGAACUACUAUCCCAAGUCAGAGCUUUUGAAAUGCUUCACCAUGUUUGAUUUUGACACGAUUCAAGCCGAACUCGGAUUCCCUGACUUGUACCCCAAUGGGAUAUUAAUUUUGUACCAGGUUACCCAGAGAUGCAAGAGUAUCAACCUCCUCCAAGAAAUUGUCCAGAACACAAGGUUGCCAAAAGAAAUUCAUGGAGAAAUGCUGAAAAUUUUGGGAGGAGCCAAAGAUGAAAUGGGUCAUGUCAGCUAGGGAUGAGCUCCAAAAAGUUUGUUUUCACAUUAUGUAUAUAUUCUGGAUAUUAUUUCAGGUCAAUAUUGAAGGAGUGCAGACAUGCAUUUUUCAAAUCACUGAUGAUCCCAUGUAAUGUCAAAAUGUAGAGAAAAAUGAAAAAAAUUCAUCACUUAUUUUUAAAAUAUGAGUUUUUCAUUCAUUUACUUCUUGUGCUUUGGUUUUAGUUGUUCAAUCACCAUUGUACUGUACAGUAUUUGUAUUUAUAGGCAUCCAGCAUUUUUGCUGCUGGGUUUUUGAAGUUUCUGUAUAUAGCAUUGAGUGCUUGUUGAAUGUGAACGCGCCCCAAUUGUAUUCUGCUGGAAAUCAAGAAUUGUGAAAUACAUUUGUUUUUGCUGAUCUAUUUUUCCCCAUUGAUACAAUAUAUCAUUAAGUAUGCAAAAUGUGCUACAUUUAUGGAAAUGAAUAAAGGAAGUAAAAUAUGUAACUGAUUAAAUGGGAAGAACAA